AUGGCUGUGGGAAAGAACAAGAGAUUGUCCAAGGGCAAGAAGGGUCUCAAGAAGAAGACCGUGGACCCCUUCUCCCGCAAGGAUUGGUACCAGAUCAAGGCCCCCGCGCCUUUCAACGUUCGCGAUGUCGGCAAGACCCUGGUCAACAGAACCACCGGUCUCAAGAACGCCAACGACGCCUUGAAGGGCCGCAUUCUGGAGGUCUCUCUGGCUGAUCUCCAGAAGGAUGAGGACCACGCUUUCCGCAAGGUUAAGCUUCGUGUCGAUGAGGUCCAGGGCAAGAACUGCCUGACCAACUUCCACGGCCUCGACUUCACCUCCGACAAGCUCCGCUCCCUCGUCCGCAAGUGGCAGACUCUCAUUGAGGCCAACGUCACCGUCAAGACCACCGACGACUACCUCCUCCGCCUCUUCGCCAUUGCUUUCACCAAGCGCCGCCCCAACCAGAUCAAGAAGACCACAUAUGCUGCUUCUUCGCAAAUCCGUGCCAUCCGCCGCAAGAUGACUGAGAUCAUCCAGCGCGAGGCCUCUACCUGCACUCUCACCCAGCUGACCUCCAAGCUCAUCCCUGAGGUCAUCGGCCGUGAGAUUGAGAAGUCUACCCAGGGCAUCUACCCCCUGCAGAACGUCCACAUCCGCAAGGUCAAGCUUCUCAAGCAGCCCAAGUUCGAUCUCGGUGCCCUUAUGGGUCUCCACGGCGAGUCUGGCACCGACGACCAGGGACAGAAGGUUGAGCGGGAGUUCAAGGAGCGCGUUCUUGAGGAGGUUUAA
Messenger RNA from Colletotrichum scovillei, 771 nucleotides. RefSeq names its product 40S ribosomal protein S3ae. The record is from RefSeq and is a predicted model, not a curated record. The transcript is spliced from 5 exons. Gene Ontology annotation, biological process: translation. Gene Ontology annotation, molecular function: structural constituent of ribosome. The coding region runs from base 1 to 771 and encodes 256 amino acids. NCBI's taxonomy places the organism in Eukaryota, Fungi, Ascomycota, Sordariomycetes, Glomerellales, Glomerellaceae. Gene Ontology annotation, cellular component: ribosome; cytosol.